This is a messenger RNA of Mya arenaria, 7827 nucleotides long. RefSeq names its product helicase with zinc finger domain 2-like. Gene Ontology annotation, molecular function: 5'-3' DNA helicase activity. The coding region runs from base 1792 to 3399 and encodes 535 amino acids. Lineage: Eukaryota; Metazoa; Mollusca; Bivalvia; Myida; Myidae. The record is from RefSeq and is a predicted model, not a curated record. The transcript has 14 exons.
GUUAGAAAUAGUCAAUGCUUGUUCGUGACGGCAUGUGACGAAUAUUUCCGUAUAAUACCACUUUUAAAUAUACAUUAUACGCUGAUGGAAGCACUACUGCCAUUGACCGCUGCCACCAUGAAAGUAAACUUUAAGGAUAAGUGUGCCCGGUGUGGGGCUUGAACCCAUGACAUCCAGAACACUAGCAAGACAUUCUUGCAAACUGAGCUAACCAGGCGGCUGGUUCUUACCAACACACAACAGAGCCAAAACACUUGUGUGGCUUCUAGCACAGCCCUUGAGCGAUUGAGGUAAAACUGGUGGCAUCUCCAGGUGUGUGACCAGUGACCGACAACCAGCCUGUGGCAUUGCAGUGUGUGUGAUGGCUUAGCAGCUCUAGGGACUCUGGACUAAGAAGAGUAUCAUUUUAUUAAUAAUCAGUUAUAUGUUAAUGAUGCUCCAUGAAGAAUUUGUGAAGCAUAAAGUCACUGCUUCAUCCAUUUUUAUUGUUUCACUUGUCUGGGCUAUUUCUGAGCAUCAUUGGAUUGAAUGGUCAAAGUGUCAUUAGCUACAGGAGAUGUUUGUACAUGCAUCGUCAGCAUUUUAAGUCCAGAUUGGCUCUAGUUUUCUUACUUAUAGAUUAUAAACGACCAUGUUGCAAAGCUGAAAAUCAUCUCGCAAGGUUUUUGUGAAGAUUCCGUUGUUCACGAAGCAACAAAGUUUGAUUUUGUGACUUCCUGCAGUUAUAAUAUUCAUGGAGUGCCAAACUUAUAUUGAAAAUCAUCAUGGCAUCAGCUGUGCUCGUCUGAAAAUUGGUUUUCUCAAUUACGAUUUCGGAUAUGAUAUAUUAAAGUAUAUAUUUCAUUAUUCUCUAUUUUCACUUCUGAAAUGAAAUUUAAGGUUAUCGGAGAAUUUAAAGAAGACAGUUGCUAAAAAUGUUUAUAAACUACGACAUGUUUAAUAUUCGUGGAGCAAGUCACCCUUUGACUCUGUAUUAUCAAAAUUGAUUUAUACAAACUGCUAGUCUGUAAAGUAUUUUAUUAUUUAGAUUGUAAGCACAAUCAUUAAACUUUUGGCACAAAUAAGCGAAUGUUGCGAGGAAAUCGGUAACUUAGCAUUGGUACUUUCACACAACAUAAAUAAUUAGGUUAUAAAUUAAAUCUUAUUAUUUGAUACGGUUGUAGCGUUUUUAUGGGCGUAACGUCAAAGUUCUCAAAAGCAAGUCACACAUUGACCCUGUAUUGUCCAAAAUAAUUGAUACAAAAAGGAUGGUGUGUAAAAUGUUUAAUCAUGUAGAUUGGAACCAUACUAAUUAAAAAGUUAGCAACAAUAACAUAUUCUUUGCAAGUUGAUCGGAAACUUAGGAUAUAUAUUCAGGAUAUGAUUUAAAUCUGAUUGUUUAACACGGGUGCAUUGUCUCAACAUAGAGGAACAGAGUGGCAAGGCAUGGAGGAGAGCAGGUUGGUCAUCGUGCGGGUCCGUCCCAAGCGUAAGCUGGAGGUCAUCAAUUUGAAAGGAAAGCUGAUCCGUUCCAUAAACUUCAUCUGAAGCAUGUCCACUGUUUGUUAAGUGAUAACAAGAAACGUAAUGUUGUCAUGAUCCGCAUACCCAAGGAAUAUGACUUUGUCAUCCAAAUGACAAAUGAGAGCCAGCGUCGAGAGUUUAUACAGUCCCUGAAACAGGCCGUUACUGAUCAUGAAGAUGUUGUGGACUGCCAUGAAACAAAGGAAAAACACAUCUACAUGCAGGCGUUUACACAGAAGAAACGAAAUCCGCUGCUAGAGAGGUUCUUCAAGAUUGUGUUUUCUGAGGAUGGUGAUGUAUGGACUAAAGAAUCUUGAAAAUGCUUCACAACUAGCUACAGAUGUUGCCCUAAGGCAGACUCCAAGUGUGGCCCCUCAAUACGCUGAUGUAGACCAGCUAAUGCAGUCAUCGAGACAAAUCCUUCAUGUUCCAAAUCAACAGCAAGAAGAAGCCCUUAAGCACGCCCUUGCCCAGCCCCUGUGUGUGAUUCAGGGAUGCGUGGGCUCCGGGAAAUCCAUGAUGGCCGCCAAACUGGGCUACAUGUUUGCCCAAAGAAAUCAGGCUCUCCAGGCCAGGGGCAGGCUUCAAGUGCUGGUGUGUGCCCCUACCGAGGCUGGGGUUGAUUUGGUUAAUGGUUACUUCAUGUCUCUGAACAGCAGCUCUCCGCGUGUUGUGCGGGUUUACAGCCCCGAUGUGGAGAGGGUCCUCCAUCCCCCCCCAAGGGUUGUAUCCCGAUCUACAAGUACAUUUGCUGACCAGGAAAUCAGUCAAAUCAAGAACCACUACUCUUCCCUGUCUCUGUAUGAACUCAUUAGGGGAAGUAAUUCUCCCUACUGCAAAAGGCUUAAAGAGUAUGAAGGUCUGUUCUCACUGUACCCAGACGACAUUGCAGAUGACCAAUUUGAGGAUUAUAUACAGCUUGUUUCCCGUGCAGAGUCUGCAGUACUGGCCGAGGCUGAGAUUAUACUGUGUACAUGCACAACUUCCGCUCAGCUGAAAAUCUCGUCCGUUGCUAAUGUACAACAGAUAAUUGUCGAUGACACAAACACUGGUACAGAACCAGAAGUACUGGUCCCCCUCUCGAUUUACGGGGACGUAAAGCAGGUCACUCUGAUAGGCGAUAUAAACCAGGCCGGUCCCACUGUUGUGAACGACGUGGCUAGACAAUUGGGACUGGGCCAGUCCAUAAUGAGAUCUUACCUGUCAACGGCUGUGUACCUAAACAUACAGUACAGAGUGCAUGAAGGUAUCGUAGACUUCCCGUCCCGCUUCUGUUACGACAAUCGCCUCCUGUGUGGGUCAAUCGCCCAGCGUCAACCGUCCGUGCUAAACUGGCCAGGGGGUCGUAAUAAGCCUGUGGCAUUCUGUCAACUAGAUAGACAGGAGCAAAACCUACCAAUGAAUGUUGUCGGUGCCCCUGCGGAACAAAAAUGUGUUAACUUGGAACAGGCUGACUUUGUGGUUCAGGUGGCAGUUUCCCUGGUGAGGACGUACAAUGUUGCCAUGACUAGUGUUGGUAUUGUUUGUCCGAGCCGCGCUCAGUGUAAGGUGGUGAAGGAUAAGUUAGCAGUGACCGGGUGUAACAUACCGUGCUUUACCCUGCAUGAAAUACAAGGUCUGGAGUUUGACUAUGUGCUGUUCAGUACCAUACACAGCCUGCCUGCUAUGAACAUAGAGCAGUUCCCGACACAGAAAUGGCUGAAUGAGAAGCUUGGGGUCCUUACUGACCAUGGACAGGUCAUUUCAACAUUGUCCAGGGCUAGGAAAGGGCUUGUCAUUGUUGGCAACGAGAAUUUGCUAAGAUGUGACAAGUUGUGGAAUCGACUCCUGACAGAAUACAGUCAUAGUAGCAGACUGGUUACCGCUGGUCAAUUUCUCAAGGCUAUGUCCAUGUAAUUAAGGGGCAUAACUGGGAUAUGAAAUAAGAACAAAAACGGAGUUAUCUUCUCAUAUAGGACUGUAUAUACAUUUUGGCAUGUUUCCGGAAAUUAUGAUCAUUAUGGUGUAUACGUUUGAGGCUAUAUAAUAUAUAUUGCUAUUUAAAGUUUGUCUGAUCUUAUUUGGUGAGGGAUUUAUUUCUGGAAAUAACAAUUGUAAUGGUGUUGACGUUUGAGGCUAUAUAAUAUAUAUUUCUAUGUUAUGUUUAUUUGUGCUUAUUUGGUGAGGGAUUUAUUAUAAAACAUAUGUAAUUUUAUUAUAUUUAUACCUUUGUUUAAAAUUUAAAUGUAACUUAGAUGUAAUGUUUUCUGAAUUCCAAACAAGAUGUAUAUUUGCAAUUUUAUAAUUAAUAACAUUGAUAAAAUAUGUGUACCCAUACUAAUUUGAUUUAGCUGGUCAUACAAACUGACUAGAUAUGUUUACCAGUACUAAUUUGAUUUUAGCUGGUCAUACAAACUGACUAGAUAUGUGUACCAGUACUAAUUUGAUUUUAGCUGGUCAUACAAACUGCAAUGAAUUGUUUAGAUUAUUUUUGUUCAUUUGCUUACAGUGAAAUUGUAAUAACGAGUCUCACCCACAUGUAUCUAGACUGAUAAAAAUAAUACAUGAAUGUUUGGCUUUGUCAGUUACUCAAGUAAGACAAGUUAAUGAGCAUCGCCAUUCCAUUACGUCACUGUCAAAUAACAGUAUACUUGUUGCAUGUUCUAAUUUAAGCUGUAACAAGUUAAUCCUAUCUUUAACAUCAGUUUUAAAAAAAAAGCGCCUUAACAUAUUUAGUUUCUUAGAUACAUGUUUACAACAAGGGUUAAGCAUGUGAUUUGUGUUUUAUGUUGAAUAUUAUUAAUGAUGACCUUUCAAAGUAAAUUAUAUUUUCCUUGAUUAAUUUUUAUUGUUGUCAGAUCCUUAAUAUGUUUAUUUGAGGUCAGUUUCAAGCUGUUAUUUAUGUCUUAUUUAAUGGUCAAAUGGCUGAAAACCUACUGGUCCAAUGCCACCUAACAUAGAAUGAAUUUCGUAUUGCCUUGAAUUUUAGUUGUAUGUAUUUCAUAGAAAAUUUUAAUUUUAAUAUACUUUCACUGUUUAUUGUCAAUAUAGAUCAGUAAUGUGUGAUAUGCAUCUUGAUUGGAAGUCAGUUUUUACAUUUGUAUGUACAUUAUAUUGUACAUAAUCGCUAUAUUUGAUUGCUAUUAUCGAAGGUUACAUUAUAAUGUGUAUUUAAAGACUAUGAAUGGUUGGUGAUUAUGAAGUAGAAUAUGUCUGAUAUGAAAAUGGCCUCUUUAUUACAUGUAUAUUGAAAUAUGUUUUUGUGACUUAGUUAACAUUUGGUGUUGUUGCUUUUUAAUGAUUUGCAAAUAUUGAUAAUGAUGAAAUAAUUGAAUGUUGAUGAAAAUGAUGGAUGGGAAAUCUGUCAUUUAGUUUGUUGCCUAUUUUGAGGGGAUUAAAGCGAAAAGUUUGUAAGUGACAUUCAAUACAGAAGCAAAUAGAAGGUUUUCGCUAUAUAAUCUCGCGGUUUGUAUGCUUUUAUAUUAUUCAUGUAAAUAUCUAUGUUUAUAACUAUGUAACAACUUAUGAAGAAUAGUGGUGUUAUUGUUGACCCUGGGCUGUACUCACAAACUGCUGGCUGAAUACAUCACUUUUGUAACUACCCAUGUUAAAAAGUAGGAGUUACUUGUUAUGGCGAUGAACUGUAGGUGGAAUAAACUUUAAAUCUCAUUUUAGUGUAUUUGAAUAGGAAGCUAGAAUUAUGAUUUUUUGCAUAGUCUGCCCAAAAAAACUGUGAAUGGGAACUAAUAGUAUGCUUGUUAAUAGAGAAACAAAUGCAAGUCUGCAGUACUUAUGUGAUAAUGUUAUCUUAAAAUUAUCUUAAUUUGCUGCUUUGGACAUAUAUGAUUUGUGUUUGUGACAAACAUAUGAACUUGGGCAUGGCGGACUGUAAUAUGUAUUUUGUGGGUUUGAUUUUUUUUGUAUUAAAUGAAGGCUGGCAGUGGAAAAGUUUUAUAUAAUGUUAAAUAAAGAUGCAUGUAAAUCUUUCUGCUUUGAACCUUCGUUAUGUAUAUACAAGUAUGUAUGUCUGUAUGAAGGACUAUGUACAUUUUGUAUAAGUGUUGAAUAAUCAGACUAAUUUCAUAACCAGUAUUCAAAAUCUAUCUUCUAAUCCGAAAUAAUAGAAAGGGAAUUUUCAUACUAAAUAUUGAUAGUGUCAUUAACAUUUAUUUCAACAAGCAUAUCCUUAUAAAUUUCAAAAUUAGCUUAACAUAUUGAAAGACGAAGAAUAAAUUUAAAAUAUGGAUCAUUUUUUGUACAUUCAUUUCACCAGUUUUAAGAUACAUGGUGUUAUUAUCAAACACCAUAAAAAUCAUAAAAGUCCAUGAAAAGGAUUAUUUGAUUAUAUUUCAUCGUCAUGCCAACGCCAGUAUGUAUUGUUUAUAUAUACUGUUUGUGAGUACAGCCUAGUAUACCUGUAUUGUUAUAUAUGUUAAAUUGAUACAUUAUAGCUUUAUAUUAAGUAUAUUUAGUAUGUUUGUAUAAAAUUGUGUUAUGUAAGGAUUUUAAUACAUACAGGUUCAUUUAAUUAGGAUGUAACCUGAAUAUGUAUUUAGGAUGUUACAGUUGUUAUCUGACAAUAUAUUCCGGAUAUUGCCUGAACAUGUGAAUUGGGUUCUACUGAUUAUAAAAUACAGCUUUUUGUAAUCAUGAUAACAAAUAACCUGUCAUUAUUAAAAUUAAAAAUAACAUCACAGCCAAAUAAAAUUUACAUGUUUGCUUAUUCUAGAUAAAUUAAAAUAUACAUAAACUUUGUAUUUAAUUUUUAUAUUAUUACAUGUCUUUUUCACCUUUAAUCCUCCUCCCAGUUUUCACUCUUAAUGUGUUUUGUAUAAUUGGAAUCAACUUAAAAAUAAAUUUAUUAGUAUAAGAGUAACGUCUUAAUAGCUUAAUGUCAUGAUCUUUCAUAAAAUGUUAUUCUUUUCAUUUUUUCUUUAAUAUUGUACAUUUACUUGCUAACUUGAUUAAUGGCCAUGUUGAAUAUUCAUGUUAUAUUCCCUGGUAUCGAUGAUUAAAUGUUUACUCCUUAAAGACUAAACAGUCCAAAGACACAUAUUAAAUGUAACUCAUUAUGUUAAUUAAUUACUGAGAAUAAUUUUCACUAGUUUGACAAUAAUGUUAUUUAAAUCCAUUUAUAUUUUUUUCGAGUAGUUUGCUGUUUAAAUAUUGUCGUCUGUAAUUUAAAUCCUAAUCAUUAUGGUAAUGAUUACCAAAGUCUGCCCUGGAGUGUGGCAUAAUGAUUGUGGCUAAAAUGGCAAAUUUCAUAAUAUCAGAAUGUUCUGUAGAUUUGUUUUGUUAAAUUUAAUUUUUGUACUUCAAUACAGGUCUUGGCUCAUUUAUAUCAGGAAAAUCUCACCUUAAGACAACUUUAAAAAAAUCAUUUUUAAUCAUUAUAAGGGAUGACCUUUAUUUUAAUCUUAACCUUAUGUUUUGACCAUACUGGUAGUCUAAAAACUCAAACUUUGUUACAAAGAGUAUCUUUAAUUUGUUUAACAUGAUUGAUAUAUGCAGGAUGUUUAGAUAAAUCUUUGAAACAAUGACUUAAAUAUUCUUGGAAUACACGAUCACUUUGCCCAUUCUUAAUCAUUAAGAAUUUACUUCAUGUCAUCUAACUCUUACUUCUUACAUUGCAUAUUUAUCUCUGCUAAACCAAUACCAACAUCUGUUUGGUAUGAAAUAUAGUUUAAUUUUCAGAAAACAUUGUAGUUCAUUUUUUAAAUGAAUCUUUUUUCGGCCAUAUACAUGUAGAUAAAGAUUUAUUUUUUUAAAUUUUAGAAAUAAUUAGAGGGAAGAAGAAAUGAUAAAAUCAGAGAAAUAUCGUGUUGGUAUGUUUAUGACCUGCAUAUUUAUGACUUGCAUAAUUUGAUAUCAUUUAUGUUCAGAAAUAAAAUGUUUAUUUUGUAUCCAAAUGAUUCAAGGAUGACAAUGAUUCCUAAAAUGUAUAUCAUUGUGAGAAUAUGAAUUAAUUACUUGAAUUAACAGAUGCAAUUUUGCUGUAUUUCAAGGAUAUGUCUCAUAUCUUAACAACAAACUAUUUAUCAAUUAACGACAGGUGCAAUUGAGUAUAGUAUUGAAAAAAAUGUCAUUUAGAAAUUAAUCGUAAUUAUUGUGAAAAUCUGAAAUAAUUAAUUGAAUUAAUCAGAUGCUAUUUUGCUUGUAUUUCAAACAAACAUGUAUAUCUCAAAUCAUUAUAGCAUACUUUUUAUUAUUAAAAAAACUGUUAUUGAAUGUAGUAUUUUAAUCCUAUUUUCACCUACUCUUGAUUGCUUGUUGUGUGUGUCAGUGCUAUUCACUGUUGUAGUUAAAUAAAAUUUGUAUGCGUGAAUAAAUCGGUUCUCUUCUAGA